AUGGAUCCCUUUUCUGCAGAGGGCGAGCUCCUCAACAUCCACAGCGCCUUCCACUCGGGCCAAUACCAGAGUGUGAUCGACUUCGAGACCUCCGCGCUCUCCCCAGAGAACAAACUCCCUGCCCAAGUCCUCAGACUCCGCGCCCAGAUUGCGCUUGGUCAAUUCGACGAAAGCCUCGCCGAGCCCUCCAUCGAGGAGGACAGCCCCGACCUCUCGCACAAGAACUCGCAGAGAACUACCCCCGAAAACAACACCGUGCAGAUCCUUGCUGCUACCGUGCUGCAGGCCCAGGACCACAGCGAGGAGGCGCUGGCGCUGCUGUCCAAGCACCAGGGUAACCUUGAGGCUGUCUCCCUCAUCGUCCAGAUUCACCUCCAACAAAACCGGACCGAUCUCGCCCUUAAGGAGGUUCAGGCUGCCAAGCGCUGGGGUCAGGAUUCGCUACUCGUCAACGUUGCCGAGUCGUGGGUUGGCUUGAGAGUCGGCGGAGAGAAGUACCAAUCUGCGUUCUACGUCUACGAGGAGCUCGCCUCCGCACCCAGUACCUCCGCACCGCUAGCUAUAGUCGGCCAGGCUAUCGCUGAGAUCCACCUCGGUCGUCUGCCCGAGGCUGAGGCCGCCCUCACCGCCGCUCUAGAGAAAUACCCUACCGACGUGGAAUUGAUUGCCAAUAGCAUUGUUUUGAAUGUGUUGGCUGGGAAGCAGACCGAGGAACUGGAGUCCCGGUUACAGCAAGUCCAGCCCUCGCACUCCCUUCUCACUGACAUCCAGGAGAAGAGCGAGUUCUUCGAUACUGCGGCGGCCAAGUUCUCCGCCAAGGUCUCCACGUAG
This is a messenger RNA of Penicillium mononematosum, 831 nucleotides long. Its product is annotated as putative Coatomer subunit epsilon. Gene Ontology annotation, biological process: intra-Golgi vesicle-mediated transport; retrograde vesicle-mediated transport, Golgi to endoplasmic reticulum; endoplasmic reticulum to Golgi vesicle-mediated transport. Lineage: Eukaryota; Fungi; Ascomycota; Eurotiomycetes; Eurotiales; Aspergillaceae. The record is from RefSeq and is a predicted model, not a curated record. The transcript has 6 exons. The coding region runs from base 1 to 831 and encodes 276 amino acids. Gene Ontology annotation, molecular function: protein binding; structural molecule activity. Gene Ontology annotation, cellular component: COPI vesicle coat.